Molecule: messenger RNA, 2400 nt
Organism: Drosophila grimshawi
Lineage: Eukaryota; Metazoa; Arthropoda; Insecta; Diptera; Drosophilidae
Exons: 6
Coding region: 9-2240 (743 amino acids)
Biological process (GO): multicellular organism development; cell differentiation
Molecular function (GO): protein binding
Source: RefSeq, a predicted model, not a curated record
GGUUUGCCAUGCAAGUCGGUGGCCUCUUGGCCUUGCUAACAGCAACUGUUGUGAUCGCUGUGGAUCCCCAAGCGAUGCUCUGCGCUGAUGAUAACACGCCAGCUUGUGCAAGGACUCGUGGCGAGUAUGUAAUAUUCAAGAACGAGUGCGAUUUGCGGAAGGCGCAACGUGAGAAUCUAAUGGGUAGCCCUUUGUUCGAUGUCGCCCUGCAUUAUUGUCUGCCCAACUGUGACUUUGUGUGCGAUGCCAACUUUCAGCCGAUUUGUGGCGUCAAUGUCGAUUCGGGUGAACGGAAGACGUUCAGGAAUCGUUGCGAAAUGAUCCGCACCUCGUGCUUCAGCAGCUCCGAAUGGCUGGUGUACAAGUGGGGCAUGUGUCCGCGUGCCCAAAAACAGCUGCAGUCCAAACAGCCGACUUCGCAUACUCUGCUCGUGGGUCAGCGCAAGCGUCGUCGCCUCAUACCCUGCACGAGUUUGUAUCGUCCUGUGUGCGCAACAUAUGCCGGCGUCAAGUCCACCUUCUCCAAUGAGUGUCUGGUCAAUGCUGAGAAUAUCCGAACUGGUAGAAAUUGGCGCAUCAUUUCGGAGGGACUCUGCGGGGAGGACAGCAUCAAAAUGAAGCAAAAUCGCAAAUUAAAGCCGAAAAUGAAGCCAAAGGUCGAAAUGGAGCGCAGCAAGCGCAGCCAUAAGUUGAAUCAGCUGAAUGACUUUGAGAUAUCGGAGGAUGCGGUGCAAAUCUUUGCGCCAUCCACAUUUCACACCCAAUUUAUCAGCAACACGGGCACCAUUGAGAACAGCUACUCACUGCCCGCCCGCAAGCCCCAACUGACCAAGCCCCAGCGCCAGCCCCAAUCGCAGCCCCAAUCGCAGCCCCAAUCCCAGCCCAAGGCCAGUGGUAUCCAUGGCAGCUAUGGCUAUGGCCGCCGCCGGUCACAAAAAGAGGUUAAGCACUGUGUGUUCAGUAAUGAACCCGUCUGCGGCAGUUUCAAUGGCGAGAGUCGCACUUUUGUCAAUGUGUGCGCUCUGAUGGAGUUCAGCCAAAUGGUGGGCAAUGCAUGGACCAUUCUGUAUGAGGGCAGCUGUCGUCGCUGCGAUAAGCCCUGCCCCACUGUAUAUAGUCCGAUUUGUGCGAAUCGCAAUGGCAUUAGCUAUACAAUCAUCAAUGAAUGCUAUUUGGACCGUGUGCGCUGCAAGGAUCCCAAUAGCGACUGGAAGAUCUUGCACAAGGGUGAUUGUGUCCCACACACCGAUGAGGUUGCCCAGAGUUUUCCUGCGCCCAGUCCGAAGCCAUCGUCGUAUGCACUCCGAUUACUCUAUGUAGACAAACACAAAGGCAGCAACUCGCCAACAGAUACAGCCCACUCUGCCACAACAACUACUGCAAAGCCAAGAUUACCAAAUAAAAUGAGAUCUCGCCUUGCAAGCCCAUUGAAAAAAGCUCCGCAUAUGGCACGACCUAUGCCCAAGAAAUUCAAGCGACCAAUGCCAACUCCCAAGGAUCUAAGCAAUCGCAAAAUACGCAAAAUUCAGCCAACCACAUUCGAAGGACGCAACCCAAACGAUCUGCGGAUGCAACCCAUUAAGGUGACAGCCACGUCCAUGCUGGGAUCUUUCCAGGAGAGCCAGCAGAGCCUGGCCUCUGCCAAGGCUCAGUUCAAUAAGCGGCCAACCGUGAAGAAGGUACACAGUGACAAAUAUCCAUAUUGUUAUUGGCCGCAAAAUCCAACCACGCCCACGCAUUAUUUGGCCACAACCGUAGCGCCGAUAACAACAACAACAACAACUACAACAAACCCAGCUCCAACGAAUAUUCUUCAGGGAUUUUCUGAAUCAGAUGUCCUCAAUUUCGAAAUAAAAUCAGCAAGUGAUCUCUUUGGCGAAAUCGAAGCCAAUUCAGAAAUACUGCUCGUGAUGGACACAACCAGCGAAGCGGCAAAGGACACAGAAACAGAGGCAGCAACCACAAUUGCGACAACCCCAAUGGCAACCACAGCUGAGAAAACAGAACUGGAAGAAUCCACUUCCAAUAAUAUUAUUGAUGUUAACACUAUUGAAAUGCUUGAACAAAGCUCAGCGGCAACAACCACAUCUAGCGAAAGAUCAACUACAACAAACUUAGACUACAACUCAGAUGAGCCGUUGGCGAAUCAAAGCGAGCAAACCUCAAUUUAUGGUCUCGAUAAGAACUCGCUGAUAAUGCGAUUACUGCGCGCCAGGAGUGGCAAAAAUAUGGUUUUGUAGUCUAUUUCUUGUUUUUUAUAUAUCGUAAGUUAGCAAUUCAUUUUGUAUGGAGCCAGUGAUAUAAGUGCUCUGUAUGCUGUGUAGAGUUAUUAAAUGCUGUAAGCUUAUUGUAGCUUUCGAAAUACAUUUUGUACAUCUUAGAAGAUAAUAUAGUUUCUAU